This is a messenger RNA of Menidia menidia (Atlantic silverside), 342 nucleotides long. The record is from the annotation of a GenBank genome assembly. NCBI's taxonomy places the organism in Eukaryota, Metazoa, Chordata, Actinopteri, Atheriniformes, Atherinopsidae.
CUGCGUCCUGUGCUCUGUAGGCAGUUCUGUAUCGAGGAGCUGGAGCACAGCCGGGACUUCUUCAACAACCAGAACCGGCUGCUGAGGCUGCUGCUGUCCAUGUUCACGCUGCUGUCGGCCAACUCCGAGCUGGUCUGCUACCUCAUCAUCGUGCUCAACAACGUGGUCAGUGCCUCGGUCAUUUCGCUGGUCCUGCCCAUGCUGGUGUUCCUAUGGGCCAUGCUGGCUGUUCCGAGGCCCACCAAGAGGUUCUGGAUGACUGCCAUCGUGUACACAGAGGUGAUGGUGGUGGUCAAAUACGUUUUCCAGUUUGGAUUCUUUCCCUGGAACAGUCAGUACUAG